GUAAAAUAUUCAAUCCUGUCUCCCUUCUCCGGCUCGCGCGCACUCUCUCUGUCCAAUCCAUCCCCAUCUUCUCGCAUUCAACUCGUCACCCAGAUCCGCCUCCCCUGCUUCAUGCCCAGGCCCAGCUGCUUGCCCGCACCAACGCUAGAUCCUCGACGAAGGGAGGCCAGAUGUGAGAGGAGAGGUUGUGGUAGAGAGGGGAGCAGCGUUGUGUGGCCACCACUCGACGUUCGGAGGACGGGGGGAGCAGGAGCGACCUCCCCUCGACGCGGUCGGUAUUGAGCAUCGGUGGAGAUCUCGUCGGAAGGGGAGGACCGGCACGGCGAGCUGGAGCUGGAUUGACGGCUUGAUUCUUUUUGUAGAUGAGACAUGCAUUGCAUGGCAGAGAACACUGGUGUAUUUUGCACAUGGCGCUAUCCAAAAGUUGUUUGCAGUAUGAUCUAAAACACCUGUCUACCUUUGUGCGCACUUAAGCUCUGAAAGAGAUCUACAAUCAAGAUGGAUCUGGUGGUGGGUGCCUCAACGGGCGCGCUGCAGGCCGUCCUCCCCAGGCUGGCCAGGAUGCUGGGCGAAGAAUACAAGCUGCAAAAGGGUGUCAAGGACGCGGUACGGUACCUCCAUAAGGAGCUCGAGAGCAUGCAAACAGCCUUGGAGAAGGUGUCACAGGUGCCCGUGGACCAGGUCGACCCGCUGGUCAAGCUCUGGGCGAGGGACCUGAGGGACAUGUCCUACAAAAUCCAGGACGCCAUCGACUCCUACAUGGCGCAUGUUGACUCCGCCAGGGAGCCUGGAUCCUCCACAGCUUGCUGUGUUAAUGUCAAGGGCAUGCUGCCGCGGUCAUGGCCAUGUUGUGCUCGGCACGACAUCGCCACAGAGAUCGAGCGCAUAAGAAUACAAGUCGAGGAGGUGAGCAGGCGUCGUGAGAGGUGCAAAGUUGACGGCAUUGCAGCAGCAUCACCAGCCCCGUCUGACCCCCGGAUGCUUUCUCUGUUCCAAGAUAAGGAAAAGCUUGUUGGCAUUGACCGCUCUAGCACACACAUGAUCAAGUUGCUGUCCAUGGAAGGUGAAGGCACAUCGUCGGAGCACAAGCUCAAAUUGGUAUCCAUCGUCGGCCCUGCUGGAAUGGGAAAGACAACCCUAGCUAACGUCGUGUAUCAAAAGCUCGAACACAAGUUUGCCUGCACAGCUUUUGUUUCGGUUUCUCUCAAGCCUGAUAUCAAGAAUAUCUACAACAGCAUACUUCGCCAAGUCAGUAGCAAAAUCAAGGAUGUUCCCAAGGCCAUGGAAAACAGCAAACAUCAUCAAGAAAGCCAACGAUAUUAUGGAGACACGCAUGGGUGGUCCGAUGCUGAGGUCAUCAAGAAAAUCAGACUUGUCCUCCAGGACAAGAGGUACUUGAUUGUUAUUGAUGACAUAUGGAAUGAACGAGCAUGGAAAGAAAUCAAGUGUGUUCUGGUAGAGAACAAAUUUGGCAGUAAAAUAAUCACGACAAGUCGCAAUUUUGAUGUUGGUAAAUCAUGUUGUUCUUGGGAUAAAGUUGAUGGUACUGUACACAAACUGCUACCUCUUUCUGAUAACGACUCAAAAAGUUUGUUCCGUCACAAAUUAUUCUCUAAAGAUGAAGACCUUACUGAAUUUGACUAUGAGGCGGCUAAGAUGAUAUUAGAGAAGUGCAAGGGCUUGCCAUUAGCUAUUGUCACCAUAGCUAGUCUACUUGCAAACAAGCCGAAGGAUCAGUGGUGUCGGGUAGUCAACUCAAUUAGUACUGGAUUAGAGACUAGUGAUGGUGUGAAGGACAUGCAUCUUAUAUUAUGGCUUAGCUACUGUGAUAUGCCUCCACAGCUAAGGACUUGUUUCUUAUACCUAAGUAUAUUUCCAGAGGACCACAUAAUUGGAAGAGAUGACUUGAUAUGGAAAUGGGUAGCCGAAAACUUUUUUCCGGCAAGACAAGAUGAAAACCCGUAUGAACUGGGAGAUAAGUUUUUCAAUGAGCUUAUUAAUAGGAGUAUGAUCCAACCGAUCCAUGUCGACCGCUCUGGGAGGGCGCAAGCUUGUCGUGUACACGAUGUGGUACUUGAGUUUAUUACUUCCUUGUCAGCUGAAGAAAAUUUUGUUACAGUAAUGAAUGGCCAGCCUUUUCCAUCUGAACAAGACAGUAUCCAUCGGUUAUCCCUCCGGGGCAGCCGGGAGCACAGAGUACCUCAGUCAAUCAAAAAGCUGCCUCAUGUGAGGACACUGGUUGUAUCCUCGAAUGCUAUUGAUUUGAUGCCAUCCCUCUUCAUUUUUCCAGUUCUACGAGUCUUGGAUUUAGAACAUUGCACUAGUGUCAACAUUGUAGGACUAGGGCGCCUGGUUCACCUGAGGUAUCUGAGGCUAGGGAUUUCACAGCCUACAUGGGAGAAAAGCGAUCUGAAGCGUUUGUUCCAGUCUUUGUGCAAUCUGAAGAACCUGGAAGCUCUUUAUAUCUUUGCUCAGGAUUUGUCGCUUGAUUUCAUGUUGCAAGUAGACUGGGCCACUUCACGCCUCCGAAAACUUACAGUUUGUGUCCGUCCACAGACUGAAUAUAUAAUAAGACCAGAAUCUAUAUGGUCAGAGUUCAGCCCAUUCUCCACACUGCCAAGGUGGAUAAAUUACUCGCUCUCCAGCCUCUCUGACUUAUCCAUCAUCGUGACGGUAUUACGGCAGGAAGAUCUUCAUAUUCUGGCAGCUUUGCCCAUUCUUCGUAGUGUGGAUUUGGAAGUGAUAGAUGCCACACGGAAAAAGUUGGAAGUGACCAGUGCUAUUGGCAAUGCAAUAGCAUUCCGAUGUCUUGCAUGUCUUAGGUUUACAAGCCGUGCACUUGGGUUGGUGUUCUGUGGAGGAGCCAUGCAUAAGCUUCAACAGCUCUUUCUUAGUUUUGCUCUUGCAGAAACAAAUGAUGUGCAUGCCGAUUUCGAUUUUGGCUUGGAGAAUCUCAUCUCCCUUAAUGCCGUGGACGUCAUAGUCGACUGUCGCUGUGCCAAGGUAUGGCAGAUGCAGGCUGCAGAGGCUGCAUUGAAUAGUGCAACCAAAAAGCUCAAUCCCAAUCCCAACAAGCAUAUUCUUCGUCUGACAAAGCAUUUUGAGAAGGAAAUGUACUGGGAUGGAAAGGGAUGCAUCCCUGUGACAGAAAUAAUGAAAGAAGUGGAACAAGUUGGGGUUGCAAGGACUGGACUGUGGGGAGGAAAUACUGGCCAAUUUCGAGACAUCAGCGUGGCACCCUGCCGUUUAAAAAGUGUAACAAUUUGCAGUGACGAGGUUAUCAACUCAAUUGAAUUUUCAUAUAUUGAUCACAAUGGGAAGCAGCACAAUGUAGGUCCAUGGGGCGGUGAUGGGCGUCUUGGAUGGCACGAUCAUAAUAUUCAUCUUGGUUCUUCGGAGUACCUCACAGAAGUUUCUGGAACGAUGGGACGGUAUAAACAUUCAGCAGGGUACGUUAUAACAUCCCUUACGCUUGUCAGCAAUGUUCACGUCUAUGGACCUUUCGGAGGAGGAGGAGGGAUUCCUUUCAGCACUCCAAUGCAAGGCAAUGGCAGCAUUGUUAGCUUCUUUGCAUGUACAGGGUGGUUUGUUGACACAAUUGGUUUUUACGUAAACGCUAAUAAAGAAACAAUUGAAGAUGAUGAAGAAGAGGUUUGUUGCCUUGAAAAGAUUGGGCCGUGGGGUGGGCAUAUUGGGUAUCUUCGAGACAUCAAGGCGGCGCCUCCCAGCCGUUUGGAAUGUGUAAUAAUUUGUAGUGGCAAGGUUAUCAACUCCCUUUCAUUUUCCUACAGUGAUAGCAUUGGGCAGCAACAUGCUGUAGGUCCGUGGAGUGGUGAUGGGACUUACGACGGUGCAUGCUAUCAUACGAUUUCCCUUGGCCCAUCCGAGUUUCUGAUGGAGGUUCAUGGAACGAUGGAUCAACAUAAAAAUGCACAAAGCUGUGUUAUAUCAUCACUUACUUUUAUCACCAGUGUUCAGAUCUAUGGGCCUUUUGGGGAACAAGGGCAAAUUGCUUUCAACACUUCCACACAGAGCAAGGGCCACAUUGUUGGUUUCUUUGCACGUACAGGGUGCUAUGUCGAAGCAAUAGGUUUCUACCUACACCACGAGAAGAAAACAAUGGAACAUAAAGAAGAGGCCCAUCUUGCAAAGAUUGGUCCGUGGGGUGGAUGUACGGGGUUGGCUAAAGACAUUAAGGUGGCACCAUGCCGUUUGAGUAGCGUGAUAAUUUGUGCCGGCGAGGUUAUCAACUCAAUUGAAUUUUCAUAUCCUGAUCACAAGGGGAAGAUGCACACUUUUGGUCCAUGGGGAGGUGAAGGAGGUCAUAGCGGUCACCAUCAUAAAAUUAUGCUUGGCCCGUCAGAGUUUCUUAUAGGAGUUUCUGGAACAAUGAACCGAUAUAGACAUGCACCCGGCUAUGUUAUAACAUCGCUCACAUUUGUCACCAAUGAUUGCAGCUAUGGACCUUUUGGAGAUGGGGGAGGAUUUCCUUUCAACACUCCAAUGCAGAGCAAUGGCAGCAUUGUUGGCUUCUUUGCACGUACUGGGUGGUUUGUUGAUGCAAUAGGUUUCUAUGUAAACGCGGAGCAGGAAACAAUGGAAGAAGAAGAAGAGGCUUGUCUCGCAAAGAUUGGACCGUGGGGUAGUGGAGAUAUUGGAUACCUUAGAGACAUCAGGGUGCCACCCUGUUAUCUGCAAAGUGUAAUAAUUCGGAGUGGGAAGGUUAUCAUCUCACUUGCGUUUUCCUAUAGUGAUAACAAUGGGCAGCAGCAUGCUGCAGGUCCAUGGGGUGGUGAUGGGCCUGAUGAUGUCGGGUGCAAUCAUACGAUUUUACUUGGCCACUCCGAGUUUCUGAAAGAAGUUUCGGGAACAAUGGAUCUACAAGCCAAUGUAAUAACAUCACUUAUGCUUGUCACUGAUGCUCGCAGCCAUGGACCUUUUGGAGGAGGAGGUGGAAUUCCUUUCCACACAAAAGUGGAGAGCAAUGUCAGCAUCGUUGGCUUUUUUGCGCGUGCGGGGCAGUACGUUAACGCAAUAGGUUGCUAUGUAAGCCACCGGAAUGAAAGAAUGAAACACGGGCACAAGGAUGGUCUUGCAAAGAUUGGACCAUGGGGUGGAACUACUGGGAAACCAUACGACGUCAGCAUGCCACCCUGCCGUUUGGAAAGUGUGACAAUUUGGAGUGACGAGGUUAUCAACUCACUUGCAUUCUCAUACACUGAUCAUAAUGGGCAGCAUCACGCUGCAGGUCCAUGGGGUGACGGGCCAUUUGCUGUGCAGGAUCAUACGAUUUCACUUGGGCCAUCGGAGUAUCUCAUAGAAGUCUCCGGGACGAUGGAUCGUUAUAAACAUGCACCAGCCUAUGUUAUAACGUCGGUUACACUUGUAACCAAUGCUCGCAGAUAUGGGCCUUUUGGAGGCGGAGGAGGUGUUCCUUUCAACACUCCAAUACAGCGUAAUGGGAGCAUUGUUGGUUUCUUUACGCGUGCAGGGUGGUUUGUUGAUGCAAUUGGUGUCUACGUUUGUCCAUUACCAGUCUAGCUCUUCUUUACUUGCAGAUAUAUGGGUUUCUAUCGCCAUUUUCCGUAGAAUUUGAUUCGAACUAUUGCCUACAAUGACAUGUCAUGGGCCAUCAACUUUAAUUAUUAUUGGUUUGUAAGAUAGCUAACCGCUCAUGCUGGGCGGUAUCAACUUUAAAGAUUAUCCAAACUGUUUGUCUAAAAUGACUUUUUAAAACUUAA
Hordeum vulgare subsp. vulgare (domesticated barley) is the source of this 5741-nucleotide messenger RNA. RefSeq lists its product as uncharacterized. Bases 499 to 5541 code for a protein of 1680 amino acids. The transcript is spliced from 15 exons. Lineage: Eukaryota; Viridiplantae; Streptophyta; Magnoliopsida; Poales; Poaceae. Gene Ontology annotation, molecular function: carbohydrate binding; ADP binding. The record is from RefSeq and is a predicted model, not a curated record.